Molecule: messenger RNA, 1914 nt
Organism: Darwinula stevensoni
Lineage: Eukaryota; Metazoa; Arthropoda; Ostracoda; Podocopida; Darwinulidae
Source: the annotation of a GenBank genome assembly
AUGAACCUGGUGAUGGUUCAUAAUAGACUGACUUCAGACUACUGCGAGAUCGGGUCGAACAAGACGUCGUUCAGCGAGAGGAUCACCCAGUUCAUGUCAGCCAUGGAAUCCCCCUUCAGCAGACCACGAAGGUCAUUCACCCAACAAGAUCUUCAACAGGAGUUCCAUUAUCGAUCCGAGGACCCUAUCACGGUGGGUGAGAAAGCCCGAUCGUUUUUUGGUUCCCACUGCCAAUGUUCUUGGGAAAAGGCGAAGGCGACCUUCUUCUCCUUCUUCCCCAUCUUCUACUGGCUCCCGAGGUACAACGUCCAACGGGAUCUCCUCCCAGACAUAGUGGCUGGCUGCACCGUCGCCAUCAUGCACGUCCCACAAGGUUUGGCAUAUGCCCUGCUGGCGAACCUUCCUCCGAUUUAUGGCAUCUACAUGGCUUUCUUCCCAGUCCCUAUCUAUGUGCUCAUGGGGACCUCUCGACAUAUAUCUAUGGGUAGCUUCGCGGUGGUGACCCUUAUGACGGGGAAGGUCGUGGAGGUGUAUAAGGACAAGCUGGACGGGAUGCAAUCGGAGCAAUCCUUACAGAAUUCCACUGCGUUGAGCACAGACGACACGGACAUCCACCGAGCCAUCCUGGUUGCAUCUGCCGUCAGUCUUACGGUCGGCCUCUUCCAGAUCCUGAUGGGGGUGGUGCAGAUGGGGCGCCUCACCGUGUUCCUCUCCGACACCCUGGUGAGCGCUUUCACGACGGGGGCCGCCGUCCACGUCGCCACGUCUCAGGUUCAACACGUGUUCGGUCUUCCCCUGCCCAAACAUUAUGGACCCACGAAACUCAUCCAGACGUACAGAGAUUUCUUCCCUAUGAUCGUUUCAUCGAACGUGGCAGCCCUCAUCGUGUCUGGAGUCACCAUGCUCGUCCUGGUCCUCAACAACGACUUCCUCAAGUCGCACCUGGCCAAGAUGUGCAGAUUCCCAGUGCCAAUCGAACUGAUCUGCGUGGUGAUCGGAACCGGGGUGUCCUACGCUGCGAAUCUGCACGGCAACUACGACCUCGCCACCGUCGGAGAUCUCCCGACCGGACUGCCUCAUCCGGAGGUGCCACCUGUGUGGCUCAUGAGAGAGGUGGACUUCACGAUCCAGUGCCUCGUGAUCGCCAUCGUGAGCUAUGCCACGUCCAUCUCCUUGGCGAAGCUGUUUGCACGCAAGGCCAACUACCACGUCUGCCCUAAUCAGGAACUCCUGGCUCAGGGAGCGGGGAACGCGUUCGGAGCGGCGUUCGGGUGCCCGCCGUUUGCCGCGUCCCUGGCUCGGAGUCUCGUGCAGGAGAGCGUCGGAGGGAAGACGCAAGUUGCGAGCCUCGUCUCCUGCGCGCUGCUCGUCUUCAUCCUCUUCUUCCUUGCGCCGCUCUUCGAGGCCUUGCCCAAGUGCGUAUUGGCAGGGAUCAUCCUGGUGGCGCUGAGGGGGAUGUUCCUUCAGGUGAAAGAUCUGAAGACGGCGUGGCGGGUGAGCAAACUGGACGCGUUCGUGUGGGUCUCCACUUUCCUAGCCGUUACCCUCAUCGACAUCGACUACGGCCUGGCCAUAGGUGUCGCCGCCUCGCUCUUCUCCCUCAUCUGGAGAUGCCAGCGAGCUUACGCCUGCGUCCUCGGGCACAUUCCCGACAUGGGCAUCUACGUCGACGUUUGCCGCUUCGGCCUGGCAAUCGAAGAGAAAGGAAUUAAGAUCCUACAUUAUGGGGCGGGGAUCCACUUCGCCAAUCGGGAGACAUUCCAACAACAAGUCUACAAGCUCAGCCACCUGGAUCCGGAGAAAUGGAGAAAGGACACGGAAAAGCGCCACAAGAGUAUGGCUGCUCGUCGCAGAAAGCUGAAGGCAAGAUCUUUCUCAUUUCCAGUUCAUCUAGAAGAAGAUGGAAUCGAAUGA